Miscanthus lutarioriparius is the source of this 444-nucleotide messenger RNA. Lineage: Eukaryota; Viridiplantae; Streptophyta; Magnoliopsida; Poales; Poaceae. The record is from the annotation of a GenBank genome assembly.
AUGAGCGCCGUGGCGGUUUCGUCGUCGCUGAACCCGGACGCGCCGCUCUUCAUCCCGGCGGCGCUGCUGCAGGUGGAGGACUUCUCGCCGCAGUGGUGGGACCUCAUAACCACCACCGCCUGGUUCCGCGACCACUGGUCCCGCGAGCACGCCCACCUGGACGAGAUGGCCGAGCAGCUCGACGCGGCCAGCCUCCUGCCAGACGACGAGGACCUCUUCUACGACGAACAGCCCGAGCAGGCCCCCGCCGUCGUCGACCCAGCGCCUGCCGCCGCCGCCGUCCUUAAGACAGAUGAGGUGCUCAAGGCGCUGAACCUGACCUCCGCGAAGGGCGUCGACGCCCCGCGUGGGUUUCGGGAGAAGCCCAGGCAUUCCGAGAAGCCGACCAAGUACGCCGGCAGCCCCAAGAGCAGUGCCCCCCGCGUGAUCCACCAGCCUCGCUAG